Messenger RNA from Lolium perenne, 3618 nucleotides. NCBI's taxonomy places the organism in Eukaryota, Viridiplantae, Streptophyta, Magnoliopsida, Poales, Poaceae. The record is from RefSeq and is a predicted model, not a curated record.
AUGGAGUACCGCCCCAGGUCCGGCCCGCGCUACGGCCACAACAGCUACGGCGGCUACGCUGGCAACGGCGGCUACGGGAACGGCGGCUACGCUGGCGGCCAGGGGAACGGCGGCUACGGCGCCGGUGCCUACAGCAACGGCACGUACGUAGGCGGGCACGGCAACGGCGUGUACGGCUACGGGGGCGGCGACGGGAUGUACCUCCCUUACGGGCGAGGCGCUGCCCCUAGCUACGGCAUGGGAGGCCGGCCGCUGGCGGCGGCGAUGCCGUCGACGAGCUAUGGCCUGGGCCGCGGCUGGGUCGCGGACGAGCACCUGCGCGGGGCGCCUCCUCCGCCGAUGAUCCUCCCGGAGGCGAUGCGGGCGGCGGAGGCGGCCGCGCACGAGGUGGUGCUUCGGCUGCACCCCACGGAGCCGGCGGAGCGGCGGCGGCACGAGAUAAUCGGCUACGCCAAGCGCCUCAUCGGCACCACCUUCGGCUGCGAGGUGCAUGCGUAUGGAUCAGUCCCGUUAAGAACCUACCUCCCCGACGGAGAUGUUGAUGUCACUAUUCUUACAAACACAUCUUUGGAUGGUACUUUCAUUGAACAUGUGCGCUGUCUACUUGUUUCAGAAAGGUGGAAUGAAGAUGCUCAGUUUAUAAUAAAGAAUGUUGGUUUCAUCGAUGCUAAGGUUAAGCUCAUCAAAUGUGUCAUUGACAAUGUUGUUGUGGACAUCUCCUUUAACCAAAUUGGUGGCAUCUCCACAGUAACUUUCCUUGAGGAGGUCGACCGAGUAAUUGGCAAAAAUCAUCUAUUCAAAAGGAGCAUUAUUUUAAUCAAAGCCUGGUGUUACCAUGAGAAGAGCAUCCAUGGUUCUAACAAAGGGCUAUUGUCUACAUACGCAGUGGAAGUGCUUAUACUUUACAUAUUGAAUCUGCACCACAAGUCUGUGAGUGGCCCAUUGGAGGUGUUGCACAGAUUUUUGGAGUUCUAUAGCAAGUUCGAUUGGGACAGGCAUUGUGUUACUUUAAAUGGUCCUGUGCCCAUGCCAGCACCCGGACGCAGCUUCACCGAGCCUGAUGCCUUCAGUGAUGAACUAUUACUGAGCAACGAGUCCCUCAAAAGCUCACUGGAUAGACUUAUUGUACUUCCAAUAGGUUCUGAUAGACCUGACGCAGAAUUCGUGCGGAUGUAUGUGAACAUACUUGACCCUCUGCAGGGGGGCAAUAAUCUCGGCAGAAGCAUCAGCGAAGAUGGCUCCAAGCGCAUAAAGCUUGCUUUUGAAUGUGGAGCACGGACUCUUGGACAAAUUCUCAAGCUACCUGCUGAACUUAUUCCUGAUGGAAUUUAUAGUUUUUUCGCAACCACGUUGGGUAGACAUGGAAGAGGAGAAAGACCAGAUCUCGGUGGUAGUGUCUUGUGCCGAUCCAUGCCUAAUUCUGGAAAUUUAAAUGGGAAAGAUGUGUCCAGCUUCGAAAAUUGUUACGUGGUUGAAAAUGAAAAGAGAAGUCCUAAUAGUUUAGUGGAGCUGGAUGACAAGGAAUCAGAUGUGAAAAUAAAUAAGCAUCAGAGUUCAGGUUUAACCAAUUUCAGGAGCCACUCACCCUCUUCCUCGGAGACUGGUAACAACAGCAUUAUUCAAUGCAAUCAUGAUUCUGCAACUAAUGCAGAUGUGCCCUUUGCUAGAUCAUAUAUCCAGCAAAAUCAUAUAGUGGCUUCCUCGACUCAGGCUAAUUCUUUGGAUGUUCCCUGUUAUUGUGUUGACAAGUCAAAUGGGACUGAUGUUAGUGAAGCAAAGCUGCAACUUCAUCCUUUCACACCAUCAAACCUACUGGAUCUCUCAGGAGAUCUAGGCUUGCCCUUGAAAUGCCUCGUGAGUUUUCAGUACAACAUCGAGGCCUUAUUUGAUAAGUUACUCGACUCAGUUAAAGAAGCAUCUUUGGCUGGCGUGCUAGAUGAGAACUGCUUCGAUGGUCCAAUUUCACGCUUCUUGUCAGAUUAUGAUGGACGGAAAUUAUCUACAGUUAAGCGUUCUCAGGGCACAAGAGAUGUUCCUCAGCAAUCAAUCACCGAGGCCCAAGCUGAUGUUUAUGAGUUUUUUUCUAGUACACAUAUUCCAUCCAGCGGAUUGCCAUCGUUUCCAGCUGCCGAGGCCUAUCAUCAUCCUUGGUUUGAAAACACAGAGGAUACUCCUCAGAGUUUUGAAGCCGGCAUGUACAUUCCUGACAUGAAUUUUUCAUUGCCCCCUAGAACAGAUACUCUGCCCAUGGGAUCAACGUUCAAUCCAGCUAUUGUAGUGGAAAAGGAGAAUUAUCCAUUUUCUUCGCCUUAUACGACAUGGGAUAACCGUAGGACACGUGGAACUGGCACAUAUAUUCCUAAAACGCCUCGUGAGUGGAAGGAGAAGUCAUGGUAUGAUAGAAGGCAAAAUCAGAGGCAACCAGAUCAGGUUAACCCAUGGAAUGGGCAUGCUGCCGUUGAAAGAGCACUGACAAAUGGUGGAAUCAAACAGUUGCCAACCAGCGAGACAAGAGAGAACGGUGAACAGAGGCAUGAAAAUGGAUCGAUGGAAAUGCGGACGCUUCCACCUCCAAGGAUAGUGCUUCCGCAGUUGCCAACCAGCGAGACAAGAGAGAAUGGUGAACAGAGGCAUGAAAAUGGACCGAUGGAAAUGCGGACGCUUCCACCUCCAAGGAUAGUGCUUCCGCAGUUGCCAACCAGCGAAACAAGAGAGAACGGUGAACAGAGGCAUGAAAAUGGAUGGAUGGAAAUGCGGACGCUUCCACCUCCAAGGAUAGCGCUUCCUCCUCCAAGGAUAGUGCUUCCUCAUCAUGGUGGCGGCAGCCAAAGAAAUCUUCCAGUAUCCAGUACCGGCCAGCCCUCUCCGCCUGCUGUCACAAUGGUUACACCUGCUGCCACAAUGGCUACACCUGCUGGCACAACGGCUAACAGUCAAUCGAUCACAUCGCAGCAACAUGAGAACCUAGAGUUUGGAACUAUAGGGCCUUUCUCGGCGACUAGCCUCACAGCUAAGUUCAUCGAAGAUUUCCCUCCUCUGGCUGGUACAAAGGUAGCAAUGAAGAGCCCUAAGGCUGGAGCCAGUGCGGCCAAAAGCUGGCCUGCUGAAGCCACAGGAGCAACAGUGCAGAGCCCUAAGGCCGGUGUGAGUGCGGCCCAAAGUAGGCCCGUAGAAGCCUCUGCAUCCACAGUGCCAAGUGAGAGUGCCGAUCCAUACAGGCCUGAAGGUUUUUUCAAACUGAAAGAUGAAGCGGACUUCCCUCCUCUCCAAGCUGGGACCCGCUAUAACACUGACUUCCCUCCUCUCCGAGCUGCAUCCCGUUGACACUCGCAGUACUUCAUCGUAGAGUUGAGAUGAGCAACUAAUCUUUACUGGUUGAGUGAUAUUGUGCUCGAAGCGAGCAUUUUCAUCCGACGGCAUAAACAGUUCCGACAGAUCGAGGCCAUUCAUCGUAAUGGCAUGUUGUGUGUGUUGUAGAAACUCUAAUAAUUUCCUCCCUUUUCUUACUGUUGUUAUUCCGUAGUCGGUAGCUCGUAGAAGAGAGUGGCUGUAGUGCAACUGUACAAGCACUAGUUUGCCUCCUCUGUAGCUCACAUAACCCCAAAAAAAAUAGAAAAA